AUGGCUUCGCAACCAAAGAUUAAAGUCCUUCGCCUUGCAUCCGUCCACUACCAGCACCCCAAUCUCGAAUCCGCCACCAAAUUCCUCCUGGACUUUGGGAUGAUCGAGAGGCAACGCGAUGAGUCGCGCAUAUACUUCAGCGGAUACGGACAGGACCAGUACAUCUACGUUGCGGAGCAGUCGCUCACGUCGCGUCGUGCUUUCAUUGGAGCCACGUGGGAGGUCGAGUCAAGGAAGGAUCUGGAAACUGCGGCAGCGCAGCCGAAUGCAACACCGAUUGAGGAAGACCAUGGUCCUGGUGGAGCAAAACGUGUGAGCAUCCAAGACCCAAACGGAUUCCUUGUCUCUUUUAUUCACGGGCAGUCGCGACUUAUGGGGUCUGCCACGAUGGAGACGAAUCGUAUCGUUGGUGACGAGAAGCCGAUUGUGAACCUGGUAGACGAGAAGCCCAGGCGAGGUCACUUCCGGAGCGGGCCUAGUCCUGUCCACAAACUGGGCCAUUAUGGCUACAUGGUUCCUCAUGACAAGUAUGAGACGACCUUCAACUGGUACACCAGUUUGAUCAACUUGGUGCCUACGGACGCAGUGUUCAAUCCGGAGACCGGCAAGGACGUGACUUGCUUCAUGCACAUCGAUCUCGGACCAAUCUACACCGAUCAUCAUAGCUUCUUUCUAGGCGUCAGUCCAAAUGGAAAACCAGCAUUCGUGCACCACUCCAGCUAUGAAGUCAAUGACACGGAUACGCAAGCUCUUGGCCAUAAAUGGCUAUACGAGAAGGGGUAUACAAAUUGUUGGGGUAUAGGAAGACAUGUCCUCGGUAGUCAAGUCUUCGACUACUGGUUCGACACGACAGGCAAUAUCGUGGAGCAUUACGCCGACGGAGAUCUGGUCAAUCAAGAUACAGCUUUUACUCGCUCACCAGAGGGCCCGGACUCUCUCUACAUCUGGGGUCCUCCACUUCCACUCGGCUUCGUCACGGGAAAGGCUGAGGAUGCUGGCAAAGAUGCUGCCGCAGCUUUGGGAUUGUUGGUGAGCUGA
Molecule: messenger RNA, 1038 nt
Organism: Microdochium trichocladiopsis
Lineage: Eukaryota; Fungi; Ascomycota; Sordariomycetes; Xylariales; Microdochiaceae
Product: Glyoxalase/Bleomycin resistance protein/Dihydroxybiphenyl dioxygenase
Exons: 4
Coding region: 1-1038 (345 amino acids)
Source: RefSeq, a predicted model, not a curated record